UCAGAAUUGAAGGGUCUCAAAGAUUAAUAAUAUAAAAAUAUAUUCUGAUAUUGUAAGAUUCUAGUCAUAUUUUGUUCUCAUCCAUAUAAAUGCUGAAGGCAUAAUCUUUGGAGGGCUAAAUGGCAAGGGGUCACCAUAAGGUCUUUACACACAUUGCAGAGACUCUUGUCGUGCCCUGGAUAUGGUUUCAGCUUUUGGCUUCAAUUUUUCUGAUUGGAUGAGAACUGAGAUGAAGUGGGAUUUUUGGGCAGGAGAUAAAAUGGAUCUCUCCAUAGAUAUUGCCAAUGUAGCUUUUUCGAUAUGGUUAUUGGCAUGGUUUUUGAUAGAAAUCUGGAAACGAAGGAGAGGUGGUAGUGGCGUGCGCAGGGAAGAAUCAACCCUGUUUACCAAAAUCACUGUUCUUUGUAAUUUCUUAAUUUCCAUCUUGAAUCUUGGUUUUGGGUUUCUUGAGUAUUGGGAUUUAAGAGCCGUUUUCUCGUCUAUGACUUGGAUUUUAGCUACAUUGGUUGCAUUCUAUUCUGAACAAACAACUCUUAGAGAAGGCAACAGAUGGCCCGCAGUCCUCAUUCUUUGGUGGGUAGUUUCCUGCAUUUGCCGUUCACUUUCUGUCUCAAUUUACUUGAUUACCCAUUUCAGUUCCAUAGAAUUGCCCAAUCUCUUGCCUGAAACUAACAUUGUUGAUUUCAUUUCCUUACCAUUAUCAAUACUGCUUUGCUUCAAUGCUUUAACUUUCGCAUUCAAUUGUAAUACCAAGAUACAAAGUGGUCUUGAACACCCUUUACUUCAAGAAGAACACAAGAGCGAGUUAAAAGAUUCAGCUAGUUAUACCAAGGCUGGAAUUUGCAGCCAACUCACCUUCCAAUGGCUAAAUCCACUAUUUAGAAAGGGGAGAAUCCAAAAACUAGAAUUUUCUCACAUUCCUUCAGUUCCUCAAUCUGAAACAGCAAAGCAUGCUUCCUCAUUGCUUGAAGAAUCACUUGGGAAAAGGAAAACUGAAACUUCUAACUUGCCUAAGGCCAUUGCUUAUGCCAUAUGGAAAUCCUUGACCAUAAAUGGUGUUUUUGCAGGAGUUAAUACAAUUGCCUCCUACAUGGGUCCCCUUCUGAUCACCAGCUUUGUGAAUUUCUUGUCUGAGAAACAUGAGGAUUCAAGCUACCUCUAUGGGUUAUUUCUUGCUUUUAUCUUCUUUAUCUCGAAGACAAUUGAAUCACUAACUCAACGACAGUGGUAUUUCGGUGCUCAACGUAUUGGCAUACGAGUAAGGGCAGCUCUUACGGUACUGGUCUACAAGAAAUGUCUAUCUGUCAAAUUUGUAGGUCCAAGCGCUGGUAAAAUCAUAAAUAUGAUCAACGUGGAUGUGGAAAGGAUAGGGGAUUUCUGCUGGAACAUUCAUGGAGUAUGGUUGCUACCACUUCAGGUCUUCCUAGCCCUUGUUAUUUUGUAUAGGAAUCUGGGUGCUGCCCCCUCAUUUGCUGCUCUUUCUUCCACAAUUUUGAUUAUGGUGAGCAAUACACCAUUGGCCAAUAAGCAAGAAAAGCUGCACACCAGGAUCAUGGAAGCUAAGGACUCAAGAAUUAAAGCAACUUCAGAGACUCUCAAGAGCAUGAGAGUCUUGAAACUGUAUUCAUGGGAAUCUGCAUUUUUGAAGAAGCUUCGUAAACUCAGAGAUGCCGAGAGAGAAUGGCUGAAAAGAUAUCUCUAUACAAGCUCAUUCAUAGCCUUUCUCUUUUGGGCUUCACCAACUCUAGUCUCUGUCAUUACCUUUGGAGUCUGCAUUCUACUAAAAACACCAUUAACAACAGGUUCAGUCCUCUCAGCGUUAGCCACAUUCCGAAUUCUGCAAGAACCCAUCUACAACCUGCCUGAGCUCAUUUCCAUGAUUGCUCAAACUAAGGUCUCAGUUGAUCGCAUCCAAGAGUUCUUAAAAGAAGAUGAUCAGAGAAAGCAAAUACCUUGUAACAUCUCACAAGCAUCUGACAUCUCAAUUGAAAUUGAAAUUGGAGAAUAUGCUUGGGAAACAAAUUAUCAGAACUCAAGGAAACCUACUAUUAAAAUUACGGAGAAAAUGAAAAUAAAGAAGGGUUACAAAGUUGCAGUGUGUGGAUCAGUUGGGUCUGGCAAAUCAAGCCUACUCUGCAGUAUACUUGGCGAGAUCCCCAGAAUUUCUGGAGCAGGAAUUAAGGUGUAUGGAGCAAAGGCUUAUGUUCCCCAAAGUGCUUGGAUUCAAACAGGAACAGUGAGAGAAAAUGUGUUGUUUGGCAAGGAUAUGGAUAAGGCUUUCUACGAGGAAGUUCUGGAAGUAUGUGCUUUGAACCAGGAUAUUGGGACAUGGGUGGACAGAGAUUUGAUUGUGGUGGGAGAGAGAGGGAUAAACUUGAGUGGAGGACAAAAGCAGAGAAUUCAACUUGCAAGGGCUGUUUAUAGUAAUUCAGAUGUUUAUAUCCUGGAUGACCCUUUUAGUGCUGUUGAUGCACAUACUGGAACACAUCUGUUCAAGAAAUGUUUCAUGCAAUUAUUGUCUCAGAAAACUGUCAUAUAUGCUACCCAUCAACUGGAAUUUUUAGAUGCUGCUGACCUUGUUCUGCUCACGAAUGCAUACUUACAGGUGAUGAAAGAUGGUGUGAUUGUCCAGUCAGGAAAAUAUGAAGAUUUAAUUGCAGAUACAACUGGGGAACUUGUUACACAAAUGGCUGCUCAUAAAAAGUCUAUAAAGCAAGUAAACCCAGCCCCAGAAUAUGAUGUCUUAACCAGUGGACCCUCUCAGUUAAAUCAAAAUGAAGUCAUAGAAGAGACAUUUGAAGAACCUAUCAGUAACAGGAGAAUUUCAGAGAGAAAUCAAGAAGAAUUAACAGAAACUGGUAGAGUGAAAUGGAGUGUUUACUCAACUUUUGUUACUUCAGCUUAUAAAGGUGCACUUGUUCCAGUCAUUCUUCUAUGUCAAGUCCUCUUCCAGGGACUCCAGAUAGGAAGCAAUUAUUGGAUUGCUUGGGCAUCAGAGGACAGACACAAGAUAACCAGAGAGCAGUUGAUUGAGAUAUUCAUUUUGUUGUCUGGUGGAAGCUCUAUCUUUAUAUUAGGGAGAACAGUUUUGCUGGCAAACAUUGCUGUUGAGACUGCUCAACGACUCUUCCAAGGAAUGAUCGAAUCAGUUUUUAGAGCACCUAUUUCAUUCUUCGAUUCAACUCCUUCAAGUAGAAUUCUCAACAGGUCCUCUACAGAUCAAAGCACAGUGGACACAGACAUUCCCUACAGAUUAGCUGGAUUGGCAUUUGCACUAAUUCAACUUUUAAGUAUAAUUAUCCUUAUGUCUCAUGUCGCUUGGCAGGUCUUCCUUCUCUUUCUUGUCAUUAUCGGAAUCUCCAUCGGCUAUCAGGCCUAUUACAUUUCCACUGCUAGAGAAUUAGCCAGGAUGGUUGGAAUCAGGAAGGCUCCUAUCUUGCAUCACUUUUCAGAAUCUAUUGCAGGGGCAGCAACUAUUCAUUGUUUCAAUCAGGAAGAUCGCUUUUUGAUGAGAAACCUUAGCCUCAUUGAUGAUUAUUCUCGCAUAGUCUUCCACAACACAGGCUCAAUGGAAUGGCUAUGCAUUAGAAUAAACUUUCUUUUCAACCUCGUUUUCUUCCUUGCUCUGAUCAUCUUGGUGAGCCUUCCCAGGUCAGCUAUUGAUCCCAGCUUGGCAGGGCUGGCAGCUACCUAUGGUCUGAACCUGAAUGUUCUUCAGGCUUGGGUUAUAUGGAACCUAUGCAAUGUUGAGAACAAAAUGAUAUCAGUUGAAAGAAUUCUUCAAUUUACUGACAUACCCAGUGAAGCUCCCUUAGAGAUUGAAGAUAGUAAGCCAAAGCCUGAUUGGCCAAUGGAUGGAAGAAUUGAAUUAGUGAGCCUUUGUGUCCAAUACAGUCCUGUUCUCCCUAUGGUUCUCAAAUCUAUAACUUGCACUUUCCCAGGGGGGAAGAAAAUUGGUGUUGUGGGCAGAACAGGGAGUGGAAAGUCUACUUUGAUUCAAGCUCUUUUUAGGGUGAUUGAGCCCUCUGGAGGAAAGAUUCUUAUUGAUGGACUGGAUAUUUCCAAGAUAGGUUUGCGAGAUUUGAGGUCUAGGCUAGGUAUAAUUCCUCAAGACCCCACAUUGUUUCAAGGAACUGUGAGGAAUAAUCUGGAUCCUUUGCAAGAACACUCAGAUCAUGAAAUCUGGGAGGUUCUCAACAAGUGCCGCCUUGCUGAUAUAGUGAAGCAGGAUCAAAGGCUUCUCGAAGCACCAGUUGCUGAAGAUGGUGAAAACUGGAGUGUCGGGCAGAGGCAGCUUGUUUGUCUGGCUAGAGUGCUUCUAAAGAAGAGAAGAAUUUUGGUAUUGGAUGAGGCCACGGCUUCCAUUGAUACAGCAACAGACAAUAUCAUUCAGGGGACGAUAAGAGAAGAAACAAGUAGAUGCACAGUCAUCACAGUGGCGCAUCGAAUACCUACUGUCAUUGACAAUGACUUGGUUUUGGUUCUUGAUGAAGGGAAGGUGGUAGAGUAUGACUCCCCUGAGCAGUUGCGCAAGGACAAUUCUUCUUCAUUUUCGAAGUUGGUUGCAGAAUUCUCAAGGAGAUCAUCAACAAGAAACCAACAUAGAAAUUAUCUUGACCGGAGAAGAUAUUAAGCCCCAGCCUCUGUAUUUUAUCAUUGUGAAAAGUGGUUCAUAAUUAGGUCUUAUGACUUAUAGUACUGCAAUCCGAUAAAAAGUGGCAGUAGCAGUUGGCUAGAAGGCAAAACUAAUCAGCAGAAGUGUAAACAAAUAAAUCCAUACCUUGUACAGUACAAUUAGGGAUUAAAUUAUGGACAAAAUGAGUUUUAGAGCAUCUAA
Messenger RNA from Hevea brasiliensis (rubber tree), 4837 nucleotides. Its product is annotated as putative ABC transporter C family member 15. The transcript is spliced from 11 exons. Gene Ontology annotation, cellular component: plant-type vacuole; vacuolar membrane. Gene Ontology annotation, biological process: transmembrane transport. Lineage: Eukaryota; Viridiplantae; Streptophyta; Magnoliopsida; Malpighiales; Euphorbiaceae. The record is from RefSeq and is a predicted model, not a curated record. The coding region runs from base 182 to 4633 and encodes 1483 amino acids. Gene Ontology annotation, molecular function: ATP binding; ABC-type transporter activity; ATP hydrolysis activity.